AUGAUCACAAGAAGGGCGUCUUCAUGCCUGCGGCUGGUCAAGCAAAGCACAUGCAAGCGGUCCUCUAAUAGCCAUGGCUUCAGCCAGAAACGAUUCGCCAGCAGUGCAUCUACUCCUGCAACAGCUUCGAGCACAACACCAUCUGCAGCAUCUCAAAUCGGCCUCAUAACGGGAGAGCUUGAUAAGCUUUCGCCUCGCUUCGAUGUUUCCGCCGACUCGAUCGAGAUCUUGAAGUCUCCUGCAGAGUUCUAUCAAACGCUCAAGACGAAGAUCAGCAAAGCACAGAAGAGGAUCUACCUUUCAACGCUGUACAUUGGGAAGAGUGAACAUGAGCUGAUCGACACCAUUCGCGCUGCACUCAAAGCGAAUCCGAACCUGAAAGUCUCGCUUCUAACAGACUAUCUGAGAGGAACCCGCGAGGCUCCAAAUCCGUCAUGUGCAAGUUUGCUUGCUUCCCUGGUGUCCGACUUCGGACCGGAUCGAGUUGAUGUCCGGAUGUACCACACCCCGAACCUGACCGGCACUCGCAAGGCGAUUCUUCCGAAGAGAAUCAACGAAGGCUGGGGUUUACAACACAUGAAGCUCUAUGGUAUCGAUGAUGAGAUCAUCAUGUCUGGGGCAAAUCUGUCGGAUGACUACUUCACGAACCGUCAAGAUCGAUACCACGUGUUCAAGUCCGCGGAGAUCACAGAGUAUUUUUCGAAACUGUAUCGUACGGUGGCCAGCCUAAGCUAUCGGGUGAGUCCUUCAAACACGGAUGCCAGCGGCUUCACGAUGGAAUGGCCGGACGACAAUGUGCAGCCAGCUCCUCUAUCCGAUCCGAAAGGAUACAUCAAAGCCGCAACUCAAGCUCUGGAGCCGCUCGCAAGACCAAGUUCUAAGUCUACAGCGAGCCACUCCGAAUCAGACACUCAUGUCUACCCACUUCUUCAACUCACGCCUUUACUCAAACCCGACACGUCCACUGAACUCCCGGCAUUGACAGGUCUGCUCCGUCGUCUCGGCACUCCUGAAUUCGCCGGCUCACAAUGGACGUUCACUGCAGGGUACUUCAACAUGACGCCAGAGACCCGACAACUUCUCCUCCAAUCAAAACCUUCGUCAGCCACUGUCGUUGCGGCUUCCCCGUGGGCCAACGGAUUCUAUGGCAGUAGAGGCAUCAGCGGCAUGCUUCCAGCCGCAUAUACCCUCCUGUCCCGUCGAUUCUUAGACGCAGUGUCAAAAGAAGGACUCAGCCAGCAAAUCUCCGUCAAAGAAUGGCGCAAAGGUACAGUCAACACUCCAGGUGGCUGGACCUACCACGCGAAGGGCAUUUGGGUGACAUUACCCGGCGAGCAAAACCCUAGCGUCAGUCUGAUCGGCAGCUCGAACUACACGAAGAGGAGUUACUCUCUGGACUUGGAGGCCAACACGCUCAUUGUCACGCGUAACACGGAUCUGCAAAAGAGGCUGGGAGAUGAGGAGCGGUGGCUGCAGGAAUAUGCUACGCCGAUGACCCGUGACGACUAUGCGAAGACGGAACGGAGAGUAGGGCUGAAGGUGCGGUUGGCGAUGUGGAUUGUCACGUUAGUGGGAGGAGCGUUGUGA
This is a messenger RNA of Zymoseptoria tritici IPO323, 1587 nucleotides long. RefSeq lists its product as uncharacterized. Gene Ontology annotation, molecular function: CDP-diacylglycerol-glycerol-3-phosphate 3-phosphatidyltransferase activity. Gene Ontology annotation, biological process: cardiolipin biosynthetic process. NCBI's taxonomy places the organism in Eukaryota, Fungi, Ascomycota, Dothideomycetes, Mycosphaerellales, Mycosphaerellaceae. Gene Ontology annotation, cellular component: mitochondrion. The record is from RefSeq and is a predicted model, not a curated record. The transcript is spliced from 3 exons. The coding region runs from base 1 to 1587 and encodes 528 amino acids.